AUGGCGUCCAAGGCUACUGUUAUUGUCAAGAACAUCUCUGCCUCGACUAGCGAUGGCGAAGUCAAAGACUUUUUUGUCUUUUGCGGUAAGGUCACCGACAUCAAAAUCAGCACCGAGGGCGAGACCAAGACCGCAGAAGUCACCUUUGAGAAGGAGACUGCGAUGAAGACGGCUCUCCUUUUGACCAACACGCAGCUCGGCCCCAACCACAUCACCAUCACCAGCGCCAGCGGCACCGCCCCCGGUGACGACGUCGCGCACGACACCAAGGAGCGCGACUCGGACGAAAUCACGCAGGAGGAGAAGCCACGGGCGCGCAUCCUGGCCGAGUACCUGGCACACGGCUACGUGGUCGGCGAUGCGACCAUUGAGCACGCCAUCGAGCUUGACACCAAGCACAACGUGUCAACGCGCUUCCUGAGCACCAUUCAGAACCUCGACUCAAAGUACCAUGCGACGGACCGGGCGCGUGCGACGGAUCAGAGUUACGGCCUGUCGCAAAAGGCCAACCACUUUUGGACCGGCCUGAGCUCGUACUUUGAAAAGGCCAGCACCACGCCCACUGGCCGCAAGAUUGCCAAGUUUUACACGGACGGCUCCCGCCAGGUCCAGGACAUUCACAACGAGGCCCGCCGCCUCGCCGACCUGAAGAAGGAGGAGCACGGAGGCAGCGCGUACAAGGCCGCCGGCCUCGAGCGUGUCUUUGGACAGCAGAAGCCCAAGGAAGAGGGCAACGCCGCUUCUGGCACUGCUCCUGCUACUGCCGCGGGUGCUACCGCGCCCGCGCCUGCCGACACCAAGACUGCCGACACCAAGACUGGUUAA
Messenger RNA from Beauveria bassiana ARSEF 2860, 825 nucleotides. Its product is annotated as RNA recognition domain-containing protein. The record is from RefSeq and is a predicted model, not a curated record. Gene Ontology annotation, molecular function: RNA binding. The transcript has 2 exons. The coding region runs from base 1 to 825 and encodes 274 amino acids. NCBI's taxonomy places the organism in Eukaryota, Fungi, Ascomycota, Sordariomycetes, Hypocreales, Cordycipitaceae.